This is a messenger RNA of Stereum hirsutum FP-91666 SS1, 1068 nucleotides long. Its product is annotated as dehydrogenase. The record is from RefSeq and is a predicted model, not a curated record. NCBI's taxonomy places the organism in Eukaryota, Fungi, Basidiomycota, Agaricomycetes, Russulales, Stereaceae. Gene Ontology annotation, molecular function: oxidoreductase activity, acting on NAD(P)H. The transcript has 5 exons. The coding region runs from base 1 to 1068 and encodes 355 amino acids.
AUGGCACCAAACAAGCAACGAGCAGUCGUCGUCAAUGCAGAUGGCACGGUCGGAGUGCAAGAGGUAGACGUGCCCAAGCCAGGGAAGGGAGAGAUACUGAUCAAGGUUGUCGCUGCCGCGCAAAAUCCUACUGAUUGGAAAACUGCGACGAACGGAAAGAAAGCGGGAGCUAUCUCGGGAUGCGAUUUAGCGGGAACAGUGGAGGAGAUUGGACCUGAUGUGCAGCCUGGUUUGAGAACUAUCGGAGAACGUGUGGCGACGAUGAUCCAUGGCGGUCGCUACCCGAAUGGUGCUUUCUCAGAGUACGCCGUUGCAUUCGCCGACCGCGUACUUCAUGUCCCAGGCUCUUGGUCCUUCGAAGACGCAGCUCAGCUCGGCGUCGCACCGCUCACCGCAUGUCAAACGCUCUGGGAAUCUCAAGUCGGGCUCCCAACGCCCCUCUCUCCUGCGACCCCUCCGAAUACCACUCCGAUCUUGGUGUGGGGCGGUGCAUCGUCAGUCGGGAAUUAUGUACUUCAGAUGGCGAAGUUGAGUGGGUUGCAUGUCAUCGCAACGGCCUCGCCAAAGAAUUUCGAGCUCUGCAAGAGUCUGGGAGCGGAUGAGAUUUUUGAUUAUAGAGAUGCGGAAGUUAUUGAGAAGAUCAAGGCCUCUGCGAAUGGGAAGGGUGGGCUCAGGCAUGCGGUGGACUGUGUGGGUGAGGGUGGAACGGUGCAGAAGGUGGCGUCUGCGUUAGGAGAGCAGGGAGGGACAAUAUCUGUGGUCUUGCCGCAGAAGGAGGGGAGUGGGAGGAGUGAUGUGAAAGUGGUAAAUAGUUUGGCGUAUAAUUUGAUGGGGAAGUCCUUCGAUUUCCCUCGACCGUUCUCCCCUACACCAGAGGACCUUGUCAAUGGUUUGGAAAUAUUCAAGCUUGCGAAUGGUAUCUUGGCGACAGGAAAGUUGCAGCCUUCGCCGAAGCUGAUUAUGCCGAAGGGUCUGGCUAGCGUUUCGGAAGGGUUCCGAUACAUGAUGGAUGGGAAGGUGAGCGGUCAGAAGAUCACCUAUCGCAUCGCGGACACACCAAAGGAGUAA